GGGGUGCCGGGGCGCGGCGGCUCGGCGCCCCUGCUGCCCUUAGUGCCGCGGAGGCUGCAGUCGAUCCUGCCGCUCCACGCCUGCUCUCAUAUACAAUAUUUUCUCGCCAAAACAACCUUAAUUACACACAAACAUUAAAAAUUAUACCAAUAUGGUUUAAGAUAUUGUAUCAGUGGAGUGUCCUAUUCAAAAAUCUAUAACAUUCUACAGUUUAUAUGUAACUAACCAGUGAUUGACUAAAACAUAUUAACAUUUGUUUCAAAGUGGCGGUGUUAUAUGAAUUUAUUUUAUUUUGGAUUGUUUUUGUGAAACAUUUAUUUUAUUAACCAAUAUGAUGCAUUAUCAUUAUACUAUUUCUGCAUUCUUACGUCGAGCUUUUAGGAAAAUUGGACAAAUGCCAAAAGAGUAACUGUAAGGAACUGUUUUACGACAAAUAAAAAGGCUAUAUACAUAUUCAAGUGUACUAUAAACAUGAUGUGUAUUACUCUGGCUCGGUACACUAUGGAUGACCACAGGAGGACAUUUUGCUAUUUGCUAAUAGCGUUGGCGUUAAUUCUAUCAUUAGCAGGCACGUCAUACUGUGAAACUACAUCCCCACCAGGAGGUGGUUUGAAAACUAUCCAAUUUUCACAGCCUCCGCAAAAUAUUGUUUUUAAAAGCCAGACUGCGCCGCAUUUGACCACUACAGUCACAUCUUCUGUCGCCACUUCAGGACCAAAAGAGAGCACGAAAACGUUGCUAACAAAGGCACAUGUGACGACUGAAAGCCCUACUACCGCUCGCCAUUUAACAACGAGAUUGUAUCCGAGCACAAAAACCGCAGUGAAAAGUGCAAGAAAGCUAAAGCUAAACACUAGCUCUAGUGCCCUUGGGGGCGGUGCACAUUCACCAGCACGACUGCAAGAACGACUGGGGGCCAUAGAUUGCGAUCUACCCGUGCUGCCGAGAGACUCCCGGCUGUGGCGAGGCAACGAGACACACGAACUUACUUUGCCUGUUACGAUGGCUGAGGAGUGCGGGGGCGGAGGUGUGGGGACCGCGCAGGGUGCGCCGGACGAGGAGUGCCCCCCGACCAUCGUAUCGUGGGAGGGCUCCGUCGAUAUACAAAGUGGAGAUAUCCUUAUCGUUCGUAUCGCCGACUCCUUGCUCUUCGAAAACUUCGGCCGGCCAGAGCUGAAGAACGGCACUCUCGAAGUGAAUACGACACAUGGUGACAAGCCCCACCGCUUGCUGUUGCAGCCAGCCGUUUACCAAGUGACACGGCAAGGUCACGAGCACUGUGAUAUAUCUGAUGGAAUGUUAUUAGAUAUUACACCACUCGACGAGCGUGGUGCUAAACUCUUUACCCUUUAUGAUAAAGAUCUGACCGAAGGCGUCAACCUACUCAUAGUGGUGUCUGACAAUUGGGGGUCACAGUGCGUAAGAUUAAAGGUGACCGUUAAGUCGGACAACUGCGGCGAAUCGCAAGAUUGCACAGGGAAAGGCGUUUGUUAUACUAAUGUUUCUAUGGAAGGGUACGAAUGUCAAUGUUGUUCGGGAUACGUAGGCCCUCACUGCGAGGAAAGGGACGUGUGCAAUCCAUCACCGUGCCUGAACAACGGCAUAUGUGUCGACCUCACGCAGCCCGUCAGCGAGAACGGAACUAAGUACCGAUGCCUUUGUCCUUAUGGCUUCAGCGGCAAGAGAUGUGAAAAGGACCCGUGUUAUUCAGCGCCAUGUUUGAACGGGGGUUCGUGUAUGAGCGUCGCGGUGAAUGGGUCGACCACGUUCCGCUGCGCCUGCCCUGACGGCUGGACGGGGGCGCGCUGUGACCUGUCUAUAAACGGCGGCGCCUGUGCCUCCAACCCUUGCGUGAAGGGUAUUUGUAUCGUGCAAGUGGACACCCAGCCCGAUGGACCGGAAUACCAAUGUUUCUGCCAGCCAGGUUACACAGGCGAGCGAUGUUCGCUGGAGUACAACGAGUGUGAAUCGUCGCCGUGUAGCAAUGGUGGCACUUGCACUGACAGGAUCGGCGGGUUCGAGUGCUUCUGCGGUCGCGGCUACACCGGCCUCAACUGCCAAUCAAAGGUGGAUCUGUGUAAACCAAACCCUUGUCCCGCUCAUCGGGAGUGCGUGGAUCACGGGAACAUUUACACUUGCAGCUGCCCGCCAGGAUUCGUGGGCGAUGAUUGUCAUGUUCCUGCUAGAUCCCCAUGCGACAAUAAUCCGUGUUCCCACGGCGGUACAUGCUCAAGCAUCGGCGACUUCUUCUUCUGUUCUUGUCGCCCAGGAUAUACCGGCAAAUUUUGCGAAGAUGAUUUUAUAUUAGAAUCUGUCGUGGGUGGUGAAGGCGGGAUGGAAACAGAAUCUCGGGGCGGUAGUUCGGUGCGUGAAGUUCGAAUGCCUUUAGGAUUGUACCACGAUCGUUUACACAAUGUGUACAUAGCAGCUGGAACCCUGGGAGCUGCGAUAGCUAUCGUUGGAGUCGUGGUAACAGCAUGCCACUGCCGCGUGAACAAGACGUACUCGCGGCUGUUGUCUCGCCUGUCGCGCGUGUCGUCGGCCGGGCCGCCGCACCACUGGCUGCAGGACAAGCGCGCGCCGCCCGCCGCGCCGUGCGCGCACGCCUCCGCCGCAGUCGAGUCCGCCGAUAUGUACUACACCCUCGAUUUCAGCGACAGCCAGAGCUCCCCCCUCAUACAAUAGCAAUCAUUUUGGAACUGCUCCGAGGGGGAACGGUUCAAAAUACAAUUUUGAAUAUGAUAACGCUUAAUACAAACUAUUGUAUGUCGGUAUAAAUUUGCGAAACAAAGAUAAUAGCUACUUGGAAAAACUAAUUUAAAGAACAAGAUGCCGAUUUAAAUGGAGAUAAAAACCAUACCCACCAUCGAAACAAUUCAACCAUUUGAAGCUUGUAACAAAAUUGUUUUAGUAUAAUUAUGUGCGUGGGAGCCGGAAAGGAAGUUUUACGAAUAUUUUUUUAGCCAUUACACGACCUUGGCCUUGUGAGUAAAUAUAUAUAUUACUUACCUACCUGUUAUUCUAAUAUAGCAAUUAUCGUGCUAGUUAAAUGUAUGAUUAGCUACUUUUGAGAAUCAUAUUAUAUAUGUUUAUUAGAUUAUUUUUAAGUAGGUAGUAUGUAAUAUUUUAUCUUUGUGAAUUUACUUAUGUUAAGAAUGAAUUUUUCGAAUUUUAUAGUUUACGAUAUUAUUUAAAAGUAUGUACAGCUGGAUUUAUUGUUUUGAAUAUUUAAUUGCACUACCCACAAACAUGUCAGUAUUUCCUUAUUUACAAAACAUAUUUUUUUCCGGAACAGAAUAAAAAAUAAAUUAUAGAGCGUUAAUCACUUCCUACUGUAAUAUACUUAGGUACCUGUGCUAUAUUAUGACAAUUUAUUCUACUUUAUGUUUUAAUAUGAGCCAUACAGAAGCCAAAUAAACUUACGUAAUAUUAGAUAUAGUCAAACAAAUUUAAUAAAACUAGGAAUAUAUUCCAAAACAAUUUAAAAUUUAGAAGAUGUUUAAGUGUAAACGCUUUAACAUAGCAUUAAUUUUAGAGCGUUUUUGAGCUUAUAAUAAAAAUAAUUACCGAGACAGAUAGUAUCUAAAUCACACAUGGUAUUAAUUAUUUCUAUUGUUUUUAAACGAAACCUUAUUUGAAUAAUAAAAGAGGUCCGUUAUUUUUAAAUUCACUUCAUUGUUCUAAUUGUUCUACAUAUAAGAGGUGCAGUGUGAAUUUGUUUUUAACUUUUAAUCACACUAACACAAUAUCAUCAUCUACACGUAACAUUAGAAAACAAAAUCCCCUUUUCCGCCUGUCAGUAUGUUAUCGAUUUUCUCAAAAUCUACUGAAAGAAUUUGUAUGGAAUUUGGUACGGAGAUAGUUUAGGACCCUGGGAAGGCUAUAGGCUACUUUCUAUCCCGAGAAAAUAUAAAGUGGGACUUUUGUCCCAGAAAACUCCUUCAUGCGGACGAAGCCAUGAGCAAAAGCUAGUUUUGUUAUAUAAGUUCCAUGCUAGACGUAUCCUAUAUUAAAAAGCAAAACAAAAAAUAUUUAAAUCUUGACAAAUUACAUUUAUGUUGUACCCAAUUUAUUUGUAGGUUAUUUUCCAAUUACGCACGCUAUUUAUUGGCUCUGUAAUGUUUUUGAGAUAAUCGAACUUCAAAAUCCAAACAAUCUGUGGGAGCACCUUUGAAUGUUUCAGUUAUUAGGCUGUAUUACUUUUAACAGUGUUACCAAACUAUAGGUAUCUACAUUAUUAAGUCGUGAUUACAAGCAUUGUUUAGGUGCGUGUAACAGAACUUAUUUCGUCUCGUUUAUGAGUGUCUUGAAAUACAGCUUGACAAUAUUUUGUUGCGUUAAUGCUUUUUUAUUAUUUCUAAGCAUUAAUUGUCAAUGCUGAUAUAUAAUAAUGGACUCGUAAGCGCGACAACGAGUAGUUAAAUAUGUAAAUGCGAUAAUUAUAUUAUAAUAAAUUAUAUUCUUAAAAUAAUCUUGAUGGUUAGUUAUGAUAUUCGUAUUAUGCGUGCAGUAAGUGCCUGUGAGAGUGUUUGGAGAAGCUUGUUUCAUAUUAUUUUAUUAAAUAUUCCGGUUAGAUAGUAUAUUUUAAUGGUAUUAUUGUGUGAAACGUAAAUCGAUGUAUAAAUCAAAAUUAGAAAUGAAUGGAUUUCCGUAAAUAUUCCAAUAGUAAGUAUAUUAUUUUACAAGUUUCAAUGCGGGGAUAUUUUCGGCAUAACACCUUACUGAACCAUAAUAUAAUACAACGUAUAUACGGAAAUCCACAUCAUAGUAUUUUUCUAGAGUUUUCAGACUAUGUAAACAUUGUUUUAAUUAUGGAUUUAAUCUAAUCCCGUUACGCCAACUGCACAUUUACACUAUUUCACUAGGUAAUUACUAGGAAAUCAAUUAAAAUCCAGGUUAGUUUCGAUGUUUGCAUAGUCUGCAAGUUCUAUUAUCAAAUAGUGUACCUAGAUAAAUUUUGACUGAUCUUCAAAAUAGAUGUUUUCCGAAUUUCUAGUAUGCUUUCCGUGUAUGCGAGCUGUGAUGUAUAUGAUUACUAUAAUACUCUAGUGUGCUAAUUUUCUUCGUUUACGUUAAGGUAAAAAUAGUUUGAAUUUUUGUCUCGAUUUUGCGCUAUCGUGCAUUUGAAGCUUUUAUGUGUAAAUACUUUAGAUAUUAUCGUUAACGUAUUUAAUAAGAUCUCAUUAAAAUUAUAAAAGUUACUUUUGUGUUUUAUAGUACAAUCGUUUUAUUGUCUUAUAUUUAAUUAUUAUGCACUUACUAGUCAAGUACAUAGAUUUAGAAAAUUUACAGAAAGUAAUAUUGGUCAUUAAUUACUUAACAUAUUGUAUCUAUUUGAUGCGUUUGUUUGGUUUGACGGUUAUGUAAAUUUUAUUGUAGUAUGUAGAUGUAUACGACUGGCAAUCAAUAAAAUCAAUAACACAGAAAGCAUUCAGUUCGUGAUCCUGUAAUAAAA
Molecule: messenger RNA, 5455 nt
Organism: Manduca sexta (tobacco hornworm)
Lineage: Eukaryota; Metazoa; Arthropoda; Insecta; Lepidoptera; Sphingidae
Product: delta and Notch-like epidermal growth factor-related receptor
Exons: 12
Coding region: 472-2685 (737 amino acids)
Molecular function (GO): calcium ion binding
Source: RefSeq, a predicted model, not a curated record